AUGGGGAUCUUCACCCCGGCCUGGCCGUAUCGCAUGGGUGUGCGGGUGCUCGAUGUCAGCUGCAGUGCGUGUCCCCGCUUACAAUCUCCGGCUGUCGCUGCGGUUCUCUCCUGUGCUCACGGUAGUUUUGGAUGCCAACCCUUCUCGCUGCUGUUCUGCCAGGUUCGGGUUUUCCUUGAGGUCUCCCUCUCAGAGCCCGCUCGUCUUCAACCCAGUGCUGUCGUCGACAAACCUCUGUCUGAAACUCCCGUUGCAGGACGCUCGGACUUUGGGGCGUCUUCGCCACCGGCAGGAGUCAGGAUGGGUAGAUGGGCUUCCUCGCUGUUGCCUGAGCUCUGCUCGCGUCUGGCGGAACUUCUUCGUGCCAGGGUUGCGUUGGGUCGUAUAUGCGGGUCGGAGUUCGCCGGGCACUCGUCAGUUUGGACGGUGCGCUUGCGUCCAGCCGUCCUCCUGGCUGCUUGCAGUCGGUUAUAUACUAUGUCCCCCCUGGUCUCGUGCUGUUCUGUCUGA
Messenger RNA from Amoebophrya sp. A120, 510 nucleotides. The record is from the annotation of a GenBank genome assembly. NCBI's taxonomy places the organism in Eukaryota, Dinophyceae, Syndiniales, Amoebophryaceae.